AUGUAAGGCAUUCUUUUGCUACAAUAACAAUUUCCAAAACAACUAUUCCUCAUUUUAUCAAAGGAAUUCGAUCCAUCUGACAAAUUAAAAUUAGAAUUGGAACAUGUCAUCGAUUCACUUUUUAUAACCAUCAAACAUUUUAUUAAUGAAAUCAUCAAUACAAUACCUAACUAUUCUGGCGAUUAUUCCAAGUAAUCACUUUUUGACCAAACCUUAGAUGUUCAAAAUGACUCAUGGAAAUAACGCUUCGAUGACCUCAAUACCGAGUUUCUCAUACUCAAGGCAUGUAAUUAACAAAUUGAAUUCCAGAAAUAGGAACUUUAGUAAAAGUUAAUCGAUUAACGGAUUAAAUAUGAAGACUUAAAUAGAUAAAAAAAAGAAGACAAAGAUAAUUAUAGAUAACAGUAUGAAACACUCAAAAAGAAAGCAUAAGACAAGAUUCAUAGAUUAAAAGAUAAAGUUGUCUUCUACCAAACUCAACUUUAAACUUAUGCCAUUGAAAGCGAACACCUAAGAAUCAUUGCCUAAGAAGAUAAACUAAAUCAGCCUGCUUCUGUCAAACUCAAAUUGUAAACCAUUCUCAAAGAGUUACAUGCACUUAGGCAAAUCUCUAAUAGUUUACUCCUAGAAAAUUCAAAAAUUAUCAUUCAAGCAAAAGAACAACUAUCAUUGUGUCUGAUCUAUAAGGAUAUCCAAGGAACCAUCGUCAAAAGAAACAAGACUCCUCCAGACACUACCAAAAUUAAACAAUAUUAUUCUCAAACUUAAUCCAUUCCCAAUAGUCCGGAUAGAAAAUUGAAAACUGAGAAACCUUCGCUAAUCAGAAUAGUUAAUCCCAAAAGAACUUCAGUAAGCAAAAACCUAUUGGCAGAAUUUGAUGUUUCUGCUCAAAUCACUAAAUUCAUUAAAUAAUAUUAUUAAACCGAUCAAUAAUUACGAAACAGCGCAGGAUUUCAAUAAAAAUUGAUAUGA
Molecule: messenger RNA, 972 nt
Organism: Paramecium tetraurelia
Lineage: Eukaryota; Ciliophora; Oligohymenophorea; Peniculida; Parameciidae
Exons: 2
Source: RefSeq, a predicted model, not a curated record